Moneuplotes crassus is the source of this 2793-nucleotide messenger RNA. The record is from the annotation of a GenBank genome assembly. NCBI's taxonomy places the organism in Eukaryota, Ciliophora, Spirotrichea, Euplotida, Euplotidae.
AUGGAUGCAGUAAGUGAAGUCUUGGAGGAUCUUCCAAGGAAUCAUAGCCCUGAAAAAGACUCCCUAAGUAUUUCUGAUGGUGUAAGAGUCCAAGAAGAAUCAAUGUCAGGAGAGACUAACCGUGGCAAUGAAAAUAAUGUAGAGGAUCUACAGCCAGAAGAGGAGCACUUUUUAGAUAAGAUUCCUCCUGAUUUUGAUAUUGCUGAGAAGCAUAGAGAAUCAUGUAGGAUCAGACGAAUCAAUAAAGUGAAAAUAUUUGAACAGAGCAACAAUUCUGCACAUUUCUGCAGCUGAUGCAACUUACCUACUAAGGAAGUAGCUCAAAAGUUUUCUGUUUGAGCGAAGUCUUCAGAGCUUGAAGCCAUAGGGAUAGGAUUUGGAAUGCUCUAUAGACUCAAAAUGUUUCAUUUAGUAAUUUACUUUGUACUAGGUGUGAUGGGAUCAACUUUUAGUUUGCGCCUCAUUCUUCAAAGUGAAGGUUCUGCUGGUGAUUUUAACAAUGCCAAAGAUGUAUCUUUCCUCUCAAGGAUCAGUCUUGGAGAAUUCGGUAAAUAUCCUAGUAGCUCAGACAAGGACAAUAUUGGAAGUAUCUCAAACCUAUAUCUGUUCUUAAUAUUGCUAAUCUCUGUUGGCAUUAUUGGUUACAAGCUUUAUCAAAACCAAACCAUCAAGAAGAAAUCAAAGAAUCAUACUAAAGCCUCUGAUUUUGGAGUAAUCGCUACGAAUCUGACCAAAGAUACAUCAAAGGAUCAGAUUAAAAACUGGCUAAUGAAGCAAAACAGCCACUAUGAAAUAGUCUAUAUCGAAAUGUGUAAAGACAUCAAAGAUCCUGUCAAGAUUACCAAGAGGAUUGAUAAACUUAAGAAUAGAAAAAGAGCCUUUGAGUUAUACAACAAAAAACUUCUCAAGCUCAGUGGAGAGAAUGAAGACCAAAGGGAGGUAUAUCCUCCACCUAAGAAGUGGCUAUGAAUAACUACCAAGAAAUACGGUGAAAUAAACAAAGAAAUCAAAAAUAUUGAAGAAGAAAUUGAAAAACUUGAAAGAGAAAAGGAGGAAUUGGAAGAAGACCUCAAGUUUUGUGGAACAGCUAUUAUCAUGUUCGACAAGAUUGAUGAUGUUGAAAUCAUUACAAAGAACUUCAAGAUUACUUGGAUCGGGAGGUUUGCACUGUACAUUGCUCACAAGUUAUUCAACAGUUUGAAACGUGUUGCUCAAAAGGAAUGAAUUUUGGAUGACAGGAGAAUCUUUAUUGAAAGCCCACCUGAGUCAAACGACCUUAUCUGGGAAAACCUCUCGACUAGAAAAAGACUUAAGGUCACUAAAGCCAUAAAGACUUAUGCCAUCACGGCAUUCUGCCUACUCAUCGCUGGAGGUAUUAACUACCUUUUGAAUAAACUGAGAGAUCAGGUUUCUGGGACUGAACAAACAAAUCCUUGGGUAUUUAUAGUAACUUUGAUAACCAUGCUUUGUGUUGCUUUUACGAAUCAGGUACUUUGAUUUAUUAUUAGGAAGAUUUCUGUUAAGGAAAGGCACAAUACCCACACAAGCUAUAACUUAUCGGUCGCUCAAAAGCUAGCUAUUGCUAGUCUUAUCAACACUGGGAUAUCUCCAUUGCUGGUGAACUUUGGUAAAGAUAACUGGUUCCAUUCGAAUGGACUUGUAGUUGAUGUUGUAUCAAACACCUUAUCUGUUUGUUUCUUUAAUCCUCUGAUGUAUCUGUGAGAUCCUAAGUACUUUUACAAGAAGUGGCUGGCUUGAGUUGAGAGGAAGAAAGAAACUGAUUCCUUGUUGACUCAAAGACAGGUUAACGAUUUGUUUGAAGGUCCACAAGUAGACAUUGCGUUACAACACUCCAACUUAAUGUUACUUUUGUGUUUAGUCCUCAUGUACUGAUAUGUAUUCCCUAUUGUAGCAGUGAUCGCAAUAUUUGGUGCAUUAUUUCAGUACUUUAUCGAGAAAUAUCUACUACUCAAUAGACACAAGCUACCUCCCGAAAUCGGUCCAUCCCUAUCUCAGUUCUUCAUUGGGGUAAUGCCUGUCCUUGUGGCAAUCUUUGGGUGAUCUAUCUUCUUUAGUAACUCAUAUUUAUUUGGAAUCAAUUACUGGCGUUUUAUAGUGGUAUCAAUUCUAGCUCUGAUUUAUUUUGCAUUCCCAAUUCCUGAUUGCUUAAUAAGGUCUAUUUGUGAUUACAGAAAGGACUCUCAGUUAAGAUAUCAUAAGGAAAAACAUAAAUUUCUGUUUGAUUACAAUAGAGCAAAUCCUGCAGCCGAUAAAUCAGAUGGAGGAGAGUCAAACAGAGAAAAUGAAGAUGCUGAAAAUUGUGCCAGACAAAUAGAUCAGCCAGAACCUUCAAACGUCUUCACUCGAAUGAGAAAGGCAAUGUUUGAAUCUCCCGAUUCACAAAAUGUAGCUAAUCGGAUCUCGAACUAUGCCCUUUAUGGAAAUCCUGUCGGUGGGGGUCAGAAUAGUUUCCCUUUACAUAACUUCAGUUAUAUUAGUGAUGCUUUUAAUCACUAUGCUGGAGUUGCUACUCAUGUCUCUGCAAGAAAUACUGAAGGACAGAAUCCAAUGCCUACUCUUGUUCCCGAUCACAACGAGAAUCAAUGGAAUGCUAUAAAUAGGUCUAACAUAAAUAAUUCUCUUUCAAAGAGAGAGCCAUAUGAAGAUCCUCCUUUUCUAGUACAUCAAAACAAUAGUACUGCUCAUAUUUUAACAGAGAGGCGGAAUGCAGAUACAUCCAUGAAGGAACUUGAUAACAAUUAUCAAGAUGGCGGAAAUGAUGAAGAAGAUUAA